Molecule: messenger RNA, 708 nt
Organism: Pestalotiopsis fici W106-1
Lineage: Eukaryota; Fungi; Ascomycota; Sordariomycetes; Amphisphaeriales; Sporocadaceae
Exons: 1
Coding region: 1-708 (235 amino acids)
Biological process (GO): proteolysis
Molecular function (GO): serine-type peptidase activity
Source: RefSeq, a predicted model, not a curated record
AUGCACAACUUGACCUACUACCCCGCGCCCAACCCGGAAAACGCGACCGGCGUCCUGGUGGUGCCCGGCGGCGGCUACGGUUACGUCAAUUACGACAAGGAGGGCAUUCAGCCAGCAAAGUGGCUCAAUGAGCGCGGAUUCAAUGCUUGGGUUCUGAAUUACACCACAGCCGGCACAAGAGCCACGCCCAUCUACCCAGAGCCCAUGAAGGAGGCUUUGGCGGCCGUGAAAUGGAUCAAGGACGGAUGUUCGCCCCGCAAAUUGGGGAUAUGGGGUUGGAGCGCCGGCGGCCAUCUAAGUGCCAUCACAGCCACCCACAACGAAGCCCCCCAACUUCUGGACUUUGCGAUUCUUGCGUAUCCCGUCAUCUCGAUGGAUCCGAGCAUCACCCAUCUCGGCUCCCUCCACAACCUGCUGGGCCACAAGGCCGAUGAACAUCUUAGAGAUUCCAUGUGUGCCGAAACUCGUGUCACCAAGGACACGCCUCCCGUUUUUCUUUUCCACACGGCCAACGAUGGAGCUGUGCCUGUGCAAAACGCACUGGUCUUUGCAUCAGCUUUGGCGAAACACGGGAGACCCCUUCAGCUCAUGAUCUUGCCUGACGGGCCGCAUGGUGUCGGCAUGGCACUGGACGACCCCAAGCGCACCUGGACCGACCAGCUUGACCGCUGGCUCAAGGAGUUUAGCACCGCCAACGACACCGAGUAA